GCAGGGGUGCAGCGCCGAGGGCAGAGAAGGGGCCGAGGCUGCCGGCGGGAGGGACUGGGUCCCAGUGGGAGCGGAGCCGAAGCGGAAGCCGCAGCCGGGGCGGCGGGAGCGGCGGGAGCGGCAGGAGCAGGGCGGGCGGGGCUCCAUGGCGCCAAAGGCGUCCGCCUGAGCAGCGCGGGCAGCAGUGGCGGCGGCGGCGGAUCGGGCCGCGACUCCUCCCGGCCAUGGGCGACGUGCUGUCCACGCACCUGGACGACGCCCGGCGCCAGCACAUCGCAGAAAAAACCGGGAAGAUCCUGACGGAGUUCCUCCAGUUCUAUGAAGACCAGUAUGGCGUGGCUCUCUUCAACAGCAUGCGCCACGAGAUUGAGGGCACGGGGCUGCCGCAGGCCCAGCUGCUCUGGCGCAAGGUGAGAGGUGCUGGGAGGGCUCAGGUGCCACUGGACGAGCGCAUCAUUUUCUCGGGGAACCUCUUCCAGUACCAGGAGGACAGCAAGAAGUGGAGGAACCGCUUCAGCCUCGUGCCCCACAACUACGGGCUGGUGCUCUAUGAUAACAAAGUGGCCUAUGAGCGGCAAGUCCCACCACGAGCUGUCAUCAACAGUGCAGGCUACAAAAUCCUCACUUCCGUGGACCAAUACCUGGAGCUUGUUGGCAACUCCUUACCAGGGACCACAGCAAAGUCAGGCAGUGCACCCAUCCUCAAGUGCCCCACACAGUUCCCACUCAUCCUCUGGCAUCCUCACGCGCGUCACUACUACUUCUGCAUGAUGACAGAAGCUGAGCAGGACAAGUGGCAGGCUGUGCUGCAGGACUGCAUCCGGCACUGCAACAAUGGAAUCCCUGAGGACUCCAAGGUGGAGGGCCCCGCUUUCACAGACGCCAUCCGCAUGUACCGCCAGUCCAAGGAGCUGUAUGGCACCUGGGAGAUGCUGUGCGGGAACGAGGUGCAGAUCCUGAGCAACCUGGUGAUGGAGGAGCUGGGCCCUGAGCUGAAGGCAGAGCUCGCCCCGCGGCUGAAGGGGAAACCACAGGAGCGGCAGCGGCAGUGGAUCCAGAUCUCGGACGCCGUGUACCGCAUGGUGUACGAACAGGCUAAGGCACGCUUCGAGGAGGUGCUAGCCAAGGUGCAGCAGGCGCGGCCGGCCAUGAAGGCCGUCAUCCGCACAGACAUGGACCAAAUCAUCACCUCCAAGGAGCACCUUGCCAGCAAGAUCCGAGCCUUCAUCCUCCCCAAGGCGGAGGUAUGCGUCCGGAACCACGUCCAGCCCUACAUCCCGUCCAUCUUGGAGGCCCUGAUGGUGCCCACCAGCCAGGGCUUCACUGAAGUGCGCGACGUCUUCUUCAAGGAGGUCACGGACAUGAACCUGAACGUCAUCAACGAGGGUGGCAUUGACAAGCUGGGCGAGUACAUGGAGAAGCUGUCCCGGCUGGCAUUCCACCCCCUGAAGAUGCACAGCUGCUAUGAGAAGAUGGAGUUGCUGCGGCUGGACGGGCUGCAGCAGCGGUUUGAUGUGUCCAGCACGUCGGUGUUCAAGCAGCGAGCCCAGAUCCACAUGCGGGAGCAAAUGGACAAUGCUGUGUAUACUUUCGAGACCCUCCUGCACCAGGAGCUGGGGAAGGGGCCCACCAAGGAGGAGCUGUGCAAGUCCAUCCAGCGGGUCCUGGAGCGGGUGCUGAAGAAAUAUGACUAUGACAGCAGCACCGUGCGGAAGAGGUUCUUCCGGGAGGCGCUGCUGCAGGUCAGCAUCCCGUUCCUGCUCAAGAAGCUGGCCCCGACCUGCAAGUCGGAGCUGCCCCGGUUCCAGGAGCUGAUCUUCGAGGACUUUGCCAGGUUCAUUCUGGUGGAGAACACGUACGAGGAGGUGGUGCUGCAGACUGUCAUGAAGGACAUCCUGCAGGCUGUGAAGGAGGCUGCGGUGCAGAGGAAGCACAACCUGUACCGGGACAGCAUCGUCAUGCACAACAGCGACCCCAACCUGCACCUGCUGGCCGAGGGUGCCCCCAUCGACUGGAGUGAGGAGUACAGCAGCAGCCGUGGGGGCGGAAGUCCCAGCCCCAGCCCCCCAGAGGCAGCCACCCUCUCGGAAAAGCGACGGCGCGCCAAGCAGGUGGUCUCCGUGGUCCAGGAUGAGGAGGCAGGGAUGCCCUUCGAGGCUGGCCCUGAGUCACCAUCACCCACAUCCCCGGACAGUGUCACUGAGAUCCGAGGCCUGCUGGCCCAAGGUCUGCGGGCUGAGAGUCCCCCGCCGGCCAGCCUUCUGCCGAACGGGGCCCCUGCCAGGGAGAGUCCCCAGCCCGAGGCCACCCCCGAGGCCUCCUCACCGCCUGACUCACCCCUCCAGCAUGUCUUGCCUGGAAAGGCUGUGGACUUUGGGCCCCCCAAGCCCAGUGACCAGGAGACAGGAGAGCAGGUAUCCAGCCCCAGCAGCCACCCUGCCCUCCACACCACCACCGAGGACAGUGCAGGGCUGCAGACUGAGUUCUAGGCCCGUGGGUCCUAGCCUGCUGCACACAGCACAGGCUGCUCCCUUCAGGGCCCAGGCAGGUUUGGCUCUGGGGAGGUCACCCUGGUCUGCCUUGUGGGUGGAGGCGGGACAGGGCAAUGUGGCACCCCCAGGGGUUGGGAGGAGUGGACCUGCCUGAGUCACUUUAUUGGGUUCAGCCACACUUUAUUGCUCCCUGUUUUCUAUGGGAUGAUCUCAAACGCAGGGGCUGGUUUUGGGGUUUUCCUGCUUGUGCCGAGGGCUGGACAAUGCUGGGGGGCUGGAAAGCCCCUCCUUUUCUGUCCUUCUGUGGCCUCUCUCCCCUCAUGGGUGCUGCUAACCUUCCUGGAGAGAGGGAGGUGGAAGCUGGUGUGAAAAGCCAGUGGGUUCCUGCCCACUCACCCAGGGGCUGGCUGGGCUAGGAUGGGGAGCGGGGAGUGCUGUGGCCCCUGGCCCUGCUCCUUCCAAAGUUAGGGGUGGACCCAGCCUCACUUUCCCCACCAUUCUGGAGGGAAGGGGAAGGAGGGGGGUCUUCAGGCUGGGGGUGCUGGGGGGAGGGAUGGGAUUUAGGGGGUGCCUUGCAGGAUGGGUGGAAUGAGAAAGGCCCAGAACGUGCAGGUGUGAGGAGGGGAAGUGUCCUGAGGGAAGGAGGGGUCCCCAGGGAUGCUAGGAGUGAGUGAAUGAGGCUGAGAUGGCUGUGAGUGUUGGGGGGAGCCUCAGGCUUUGUGGGCCUGUGCACCCCCUCCUCCGGCCCCAGCCUGCCUCACAGGUGUCCCCAAAAUCUAGGCCUCCCUUUGGAUGUCCUUGUCACUCUGGGUCUGGCUGUUGUCCCUGCUCAGCUUCUUGUUCCUGGGACAAGGGUCAAGCCAGGAUGGCCCUGGCCUGGCAACCCCCACCCCAGAGCCCCUCAGAUCUCCUCCCCUGCUUCUUUACAGGGGGGCAGGGAAGAAAUGGGCUCCUUCAGGGUCCUGAAGUGGGGUCUCCUCCCAGCCCUGCAUCCUCCGUGCCCUAGACCUGCUCCCCAGAGGAGGGGUCUUGACCCACAGUGGUGCCUGGCACUCAGGGACCCCCCCAGCUCCCCCAGCCCUGGUCUCCAGCGCAUCUCUCCCCUCUCAUACUGAAGAUCUGUGCCUCUAGUGCCUUUUGGGGGGUUCCCAUCAUCCUCCCGAUAUUGUAUUGAAAAUAUGCACACUGUUCAUGCUUCUACUAAUCAAUAAACGCUUUAUUUAAAGCCA
Molecule: messenger RNA, 3721 nt
Organism: Callithrix jacchus (white-tufted-ear marmoset)
Lineage: Eukaryota; Metazoa; Chordata; Mammalia; Primates; Cebidae
Gene: NIBAN2
Product: niban apoptosis regulator 2
Source: RefSeq, a predicted model, not a curated record